GGCUGUCAUCACUUAGACCUCACCCUGUGGAGCCACACCCUAGGGUUGGCCAAUCUACUCCCAGGAGCAGGGAGGGCAGGAGCCAGGGCUGGGCAUAAAAGUCAGGGCAGAGCCAUCUAUUGCUUACACUUGCUUCUGACGCAACUGUGUUCACUAGCAACCUCAAACAGACACCAUGGUGCACCUGACUCCUGAGGAGAAGUCCGCCGUUACUGCCCUGUGGGGCAAGGUGAAGGUGGAUGAAGUUGGUGGUGAGGCCCUGGGCAGGCUGCUGGUGGUCUACCCUUGGACCCAGAGGUUCUUUGAGUCCUUUGGGGAUCUGUCCACUCCUGAUGCUGUUAUGGGCAACCCUAAGGUGAAGGCUCAUGGCAAGAAAGUGCUCGGUGCCUUUAGUGAUGGCCUGGCUCACCUGGACAACCUCAAGGGCACCUUUGCCCAGCUGAGUGAGCUACACUGUGACAAGCUGCACGUGGAUCCUGAGAACUUCAGGCUCCUGGGCAACGUGCUGGUCUGUGUGCUGGCCCAUCACUUUGGCAAAGAAUUCACCCCGCAAGUGCAGGCUGCCUAUCAGAAAGUGGUGGCUGGUGUGGCUAAUGCCCUGGCCCACAAGUACCACUAAGCUUGCUUUCUUGCUGUCCAGUUUCUAUUAAAGGUUCCUUUGUUCCCUAAGUCCAACUACUAAACUGGGGGAUAUUAUGAAGGGCCUUGAGCAUCUGGAUUCUGCCUAAUAAAAAACAUUUAUUUUCAUUGCAA
This is a messenger RNA of Nomascus leucogenys (northern white-cheeked gibbon), 753 nucleotides long. RefSeq names its product hemoglobin subunit beta (gene HBB). The record is from RefSeq and is a predicted model, not a curated record. NCBI's taxonomy places the organism in Eukaryota, Metazoa, Chordata, Mammalia, Primates, Hylobatidae. Gene Ontology annotation, cellular component: haptoglobin-hemoglobin complex; blood microparticle; hemoglobin complex. Gene Ontology annotation, molecular function: peroxidase activity; heme binding; haptoglobin binding. Gene Ontology annotation, biological process: hydrogen peroxide catabolic process; oxygen transport.